Molecule: messenger RNA, 2921 nt
Organism: Electrophorus electricus (electric eel)
Lineage: Eukaryota; Metazoa; Chordata; Actinopteri; Gymnotiformes; Gymnotidae
Gene: zdhhc15b
Product: zDHHC palmitoyltransferase 15b
Molecular function (GO): palmitoyltransferase activity
Source: RefSeq, a predicted model, not a curated record
AAAUAAAUCAAACGCAGAUCGCACUCGGGUUUCGAAGACAAGGUUUGUUAGUAGAUAAUAGAGAAAAUGAUGCUCGGGUUGAGUUGAAUAUGGCUCUCUCAAGAGGACUAAAAUGUUGUCAGCGGAUAUUCUCUUGGAUACCGGUCGUCAUUAUUUCAUGUGUGGUCCUCUGGUCUUAUUAUGCCUACGUAUUUGAACUUUGUUUUUUUACUCUCAGAAAUACACUGGAGAAAGUUGCCUACCUUUUGGUGUUCCAUGUAUGCUUUAUAAUGUUCUGCUGGACCUACUGGAAGGCCAUCUUUACUCCACCCUCCACUCCAACCAAAAAGUUCCAGCUCUCUUACAGUGACAAAGAACGAUAUGAGAUGGAGGAGAGGCCAGAUGUGCAGAAGCAGAUCCUGAUUGACAUAGCUAAAAAGCUUCCUAUUUUCACACGGGCUCAGUCUGGAGCUAUCAGGUUCUGCGAUCACUGUCAACUGAUAAAGCCAGACCGCUGUCACCACUGUUCGGUCUGUGAAACAUGUAUCCUGAAAAUGGAUCAUCAUUGUCCUUGGGUGAACAACUGUGUUGGAUUCUCAAACUACAAGUUCUUCCUGCUCUUUCUGUCUUACUCUAUUCUAUACUGUGUCUUCAUUUCUUCAACAGUGUUCCAGUAUUUUCUCAAGUUCUGGGUGGAGGAGCUACCAAACAGCCAUGCUAAGUUCCAUGUCCUGUUCCUUCUCUUUGUGGCUCUCAUGUUCUUUGUCAGCCUCACAUUCCUCUUUGGCUACCACUGCUGGCUGGUGGCUAAGAACAGGUCCACACUGGAGGCUUUCUCUGCGCCAGUGUUCCAGAACGGACCUGACAGGGAUGGAUUUAACGUCGGUUUCCGCAGGAACCUUCUACAAGUCUUUGGAGAGGACAAGAAGCUUUGGCUUUUCCCAGUAUUCACCAGUCAAGGUGAUGGCCACUAUUUCCCUCUGAGGACCCUGAGUGAAUCUCGGAACCCUUUACUGGCCAGUGAGGAGAGAUGGGGGGAGGAUGGGGGAUCAGAUGAGGACAGCACAGAUGGUGAAGGGGACAAUGAUCCUUCAGUCAAUAUAGAAAUAGAAUCAUAGUUUAUGGAGGAGAUCAAUUUUUUGAGGAGCACUUUCGGCUGCUUUAGGCAUGAACCUUAAUCAGCAAAUGAAGACAAGUACCAAACAUUGGAUACCGAGACUGCAUUCCAAAUCCUGGAAGAUUCCAGGAAAGCAUGUCCAUAGAAAGCCAAAAAUUUUGAAGAACCAUUGAGUGGAUUUGUCCUACGUUUCUUUUUAAAUUAUUUGCCUUGGAUGUUUAUCACUCAUAAUGACUUCCACCCCCCCACCCCCCACCCCGACCAAAAAAAAAGAACAAGGGCAAUCCUAAAGGCUUGGACUUGGCUUCUGUCCCAUUUGCAGAAAUAAUGUUCUUAAAUAUAAAAUCUGUUACUACCACAUUUGACAGUGGCUGCUAGUGACCCUACAUUUGUGUAUGGUUCACUUGGACCUGCAAGAGAGAGAGGCCACCAUUUUGAGACCAGUCAGUUCUACUAGUAUGCACUUCAGAUCCUUUGCUUCAAAGGCCAAGAUAAAUGCUAUCCAGCGGCUGAACAAGUAGAUCAACUCUACUAAAAGCAUGUUUUCUCUCCAAGCCUUAAAGAUUUGUCAAAGACUGUGACUGUUUUCCUAUAAACAUACAACAGGAUGGCAUAAACCUAGACUUUUUUAAAAGUAAAUGUUAAAAUUGGUAUUUUCUUUUUCUUAUCAUGUUAAUAUUAACGUGUGUCUUCGUUAUGUGUGUAUUGAAAUGCAUAUGAAACAUUUUUCAUUUGUUUCAUAAUGUUUAUUAUUUCUUUGGUGGGGAAAGGUUAAGCAUCAUCUUUACUGCUAAUUAUUAUAAUUGUUAAUCAAUUAUUAACCAUCAUACACAAAUCUGAAUUAAUUAUCAAUCACUUUACAAUAUGUGAACACAGUAUCUAAUGAACUGUAACCAGUGUUUUUUGCAGCAAAGCCUAGUUCUGUGUUCUUUGUUCCCAAUCCUAAUGGACUGUACCUUUUGAUUUUGGUGUAUUACUUCAACACACUUUCUAAAAUGAAGAAACUUAUUGCCGUUUAUCCGGUCCACAAAUUGAACUGGGUGAGGGCAAGAAAGGUGUGCUCCACAUGGCAAAUGUGGAAGAGUACUACUGUGUGUACUGCUUUAACAGACAAGUUUCUCUUAGUUUUUCAAAAUAAAGACUUCAUCUUGUAUGGUAAUUCAAUUAUGCAGGAGAGCGCCACUGUUAAUUUACUUAUUUCUGUUUCGAUAAAAUGGAAUUAAGGACAAGAUAUACUUUAAUUCAUAUAAUAGUUUUAUUCCUUUUUUUUUUUUUACUCUAUUCUUGUUUUCAUGUUCUGUAAAUGUGUAAGUUUCAUACACUAUGCCUGCCUGUAUGUCAUGAGAUUUUUCCUUAAGAAGAGUAAUAUUGUUUUCAAAAACUAUUCAUACCAUAGCCACUCCAUUACAUGUCAACAAAUUUUUUAAAUGGUACAAAUAAUGCAUUCUUCAAGAUAACGGCAUAUGAAGAAUUUUAACAAAUAAGUCACAUUCAAUUAUUAAAAACAACAAAACACCCUUUGACCCAAGUGUCUCGAAGUUAUUCCUCAACAUGACUAUAUGACAAAUUGACUCAAUAUUUAAAUAUUUCAUAAAUCUGUGUUUAAAUACAGUUUUAGUAUCACCAAUCUUAUGUCUGUGAGUCUCUGUGUACCAAACUGAUGUCGUCAAAUUUAUUUAUAUAGCACUUUUUACAACAGCUGUUUGUGUAAUGGCUAUUAUCUUAUACUGUAAUAUCACUGAUGUUUAGCUAUGUAUAUUCCAACAUUCAUGACCAGAUUUAUGACUAGUCAGUAAACCAAUAAAACUUUCUGGGUAGCUACAAA